GUGAGUUUUGUGUGCUGGAAUUUUUAUUCUCAAAAAACUAACAUUAUUUGGUCGUAUAGGAUUUCUAUAGAGACUUCUAGAGCCGGAUAUUACACAUUUGUAGUAAUUAGACAUUUGGAUAUAACAGUAGAGCAUUUUUGUUUUGUGUUGACAAGAAAAGACAAGUUUCCGUCUGUUGGUGUUCACAAAAAUAUAUUUAAUACAGAAUGUCUGAACUCACCAAAGAAGAGCUUGAAGAUGUCCGAGACGUUUUUGACUUGUUCGACUUCUGGGAUGGAAGGGACGGUCUGAUUGACGCUGUCAAGGUCGGCGACUUGUUGCGAUGUGUUGAAUUGAACCCAACCCUAGCUCUCAUCAAGGGUUGGGGUGGCACUGACAAACCAGGUGAGAAACAAUAUUCUUACGAAGAGUUUCUCGCCAUCUACAAACAAACAAAGAACGUCAAAGAAUGGGGCACUUUCAGGGAUUUCGAAGAGGCUUUCAAAUCAUUCGACAGAGAAGGUCAAGGCUACAUCAGCGCAGCUGAAAUGAGGCAUUUGCUCACAGCUAUGGGGGAGAGACUUUCCGACGAACAGGUGGAUGAGAUCAUUAAGCUUACUGACAUCACAAUUGACCUUGAUGGCAAUGUCAAGUACGAAGAUUUUAUUAACAAAGUAAUGUUGGGCCCCAAGAAUCAAAAGUAGACCAGACUUUUAAAGCAAAGGUGAUGAGUGGUACAGCAAAGUGCUGAAGACAUUUUUGUGCUUCAUACAUAACUUUAAACCGAUUCUCAAUCAUGUAUUCCUCUUUUUUUUUAUAUUUCGAAACAAAUCUAUAAGAUCAUUAAUGACUUAGCAGUAUCACCCGACUUUCACUUCAUAAAGAUGGAUGUAUUUUUUUUUUUACAUUAUUGAAAGAGCUUACGCUAAAUAUCAAAUGGAAAGAUAUUUUAAAUUAAUUUUUAAACUUGAUUUGUUUGAAUAAAUUUUUUUUUCUCGUCUACAACGUGUAUAGUUCAAAACGAGGCUGCACAUGAUUAUGGAAGGUCUUAAACUUUGGUGAUAUGGAUGUUGGGGGAAAGUGAUGGGUGAAUUGAUUUCAAAAGAGAGAGAGAGAUGUUUACGGGAUAUGCAUGCACGUUAUAUUUAGAAUGCGGUGCGUGCGUGCGUGGUUACAUGUGUGUGUGUGUAGUGCAUUACGUAAUUUAAGCAAAAAGAAGUAAAUUUUACUUCAUCGCAGAAAAAAAAGAAGAAGCUUUAAUGGCGUUAGCUUUAAGCUGCGUUCACAAUAUUCUUGCCAGUUGCGCCUCCUGUUUGCAAGGGAACAAUUUUGCCUUUUGUUAGCAGGGGGACAUAAUGUGCUUUCUAAUGUGCUUUCUGUUAGCAAGGGAUCAUAAAUGCUUUCUGUUAGCAAGGGGACAUAAUGUGCUUUCUGUUAGCAAGGGGACAUAAUGUGCUUUCUGUUAGCAAGGGGACAUAAUGUGCUUUCUGUUAACUGGAGAGACAUAAUGUGCUUUCUGUUAGCAAGGGAUCAUAAAUGCUUUCUGUUAGCAAGGGGACAUAAUGUGCUUUCUGUUAGCAAGGGGACUUAAUGUGCUUUCUGUUAGCAAGGGGACAUAAUGUGCUUUCUGUUAGCAAGGGGACAUAAUGUGCUUUCUGUUAGCAAGGGGACAUAAUGUGCUAUCUGUUAACUGGAGAGACAUAAUGUGCUUUCUGUUAGCAAGGGAUCAUAAAUGCUUUCUGUUAGCAAGGGGACAUAAUGUGCUUUCUGUUAGCAAGGGGACAUAAUGUGCUUUCUGUUAGCAAGGGGACAUAAUGUGCUUUCUGUUAGCAAAGGGACAUAAUGUGCUAUCUGUUAACUGAAGAGACAUAAUGUGCUUUCUGUUAGCAGGGGGAAAAUACUGUUCCUUUACUUCUUUCGAUGCUCAGCUUUUACUGCUCAUUAAGUUACUGAUAUUUUAUAAACACAUUCAAAAGACUUUAUUGUUAUACUGUUUAUAUUUAUACAUGUUUUUUGUUGUUAUUUUAUUACUAUGAAAUGGGGGACCAACUGGGGUUUUACAGUCUCUUUCAGGUUGUUACAAAUUGUUGACAAAUGGAGGCCAUGAAACAAAACAUUCAAAACUCUUUGGGUCAUUCUUUAGACCUACUUUGUAUUUAAAAAAAAAUUGUAAAUAACAAUGUACAGGCGUGAGCCCAUUACCCAAAAGUUUUCUCCCUUUGAAAUUUUGCACGAUCUUUCGGACCGUUCCUAUUUCGGACUCAAACUCCAGCCUUUAAAAACAAUCCUCCAAUCUCUUACCCUGUUUUACAACUUGACCCUAACAACCUCCAUUCUCUCCACCCUUCGAUCCUCAAUUUGACCCAGAUUAGAUUUUUCCAAUAAGAAACACAACAAAUGAGCAAACCCCAUGUUCCCCAUUUUUAACCAAUCAAAUUUUUUUUUUUAUUUUCCUGCCUUGAACUUGUUUGCAGCCUUGACCUUUCUCUCUCACCUUUUGUUUCUCCCAUUCUAUUUUUGCGAACUUCUUGCGUUGAAAUAGUCACAAUCGAGUUUGGCAGUUUUGGCAGAAGUCACGAAAAAAUAUUUAAAAAUCUGAAGAAAGAAACGAGACAAAAAGUGAGAAGUGUUUUAAUUUGUUAAAAGAACAAGUGUAAGCCAUAAGAUAAGAGGAACGUAUAAGAUAGUUAACUUAUCAAUGUAUUUAUUCUCUUCCAAAAAAAAAAAAAAGUUGUAGUCUAAGUCUAAUUUUGGAACGAUCUUUUACGUAGCCUACUAACAUUAGGCCUACUGAUAGGAACACUUCAUGCGCUAGGAUAUAAGUGUUGGAUUAAGUAUUGAAGAAGUCAUUUCUUUAGUUCUGAACGAUAUUGUGAACGCAUUUCAUAGUAAGCUACUUUUUUUUUUGUUUUGUUUGCAUGGUGUGCGUCCUUCACCUUGUUCUACCCGGAGUGUUUGUAGAGAAAUUGUCCGUCAACCAAAGAUGACCAGAUUGUGCAGCCCAACUUUUUUUUUUUCUUUCCUUUACAAAAUCCCAGAUUUUUUUUUAACCACCUAAUUUUUCGAAUCAUUAUCCCGUGUGCAUAAAACACCUUUGGACUUUAUAUAACGUCACUUUACAGCGAUGACGUGUUUCCUGUCUCUGAAACGUCAUCGAUGGUUUAUUUUUUUUUUUGAAUCAUUAUUUAUCUUUUCAUGAAUGAUAACAUAUAGGCUAGUGACUCUACCUAUUUAAGUUUUGUUUUGUUUAAAUCAAUGAAAAUAAAUUUAGUUUUAUUUAUUACAA
Biomphalaria glabrata is the source of this 3265-nucleotide messenger RNA. RefSeq names its product myosin essential light chain, striated adductor muscle-like. Lineage: Eukaryota; Metazoa; Mollusca; Gastropoda; Planorbidae. Gene Ontology annotation, molecular function: calcium ion binding. Bases 207 to 683 code for a protein of 158 amino acids. The record is from RefSeq and is a predicted model, not a curated record. Gene Ontology annotation, cellular component: muscle myosin complex. The transcript is spliced from 6 exons.